AUGACAGGACAGGCAUUUAGAAAAUUUCUUCCGCUCUUUGACCAUGUAUUAGUUGAAAGGAGUGAGGCUGAGACUGUAACCAAAGGAGGGAUUAUGCUUCCAGAAAAAUCUCAAGGCGAGGUGUUGCAAGCUCCAGUGGUUCCUGUUGGUUCGGGCUCCAAAGGGAAGAGUGGAGAGAUUCAGCCUGUUAGUAUAAAAAUUGGAGUCAGAGUUCUAUCAGGCACCAAAGUGGUUCUAAAUGACAAGAAUUAUUUCUUGUUUUGA
Suncus etruscus (white-toothed pygmy shrew) is the source of this 264-nucleotide messenger RNA. Its product is annotated as 10 kDa heat shock protein, mitochondrial-like. Gene Ontology annotation, cellular component: mitochondrial matrix. Gene Ontology annotation, molecular function: protein-folding chaperone binding; ATP binding; metal ion binding. Bases 1 to 264 code for a protein of 87 amino acids. The record is from RefSeq and is a predicted model, not a curated record. Lineage: Eukaryota; Metazoa; Chordata; Mammalia; Eulipotyphla; Soricidae. The transcript has a single exon.